Sinocyclocheilus anshuiensis is the source of this 2626-nucleotide messenger RNA. Its product is annotated as long-chain-fatty-acid--CoA ligase 6-like. The transcript is spliced from 20 exons. Gene Ontology annotation, biological process: long-chain fatty acid metabolic process. The annotation marks the transcript as partial. The record is from RefSeq and is a predicted model, not a curated record. NCBI's taxonomy places the organism in Eukaryota, Metazoa, Chordata, Actinopteri, Cypriniformes, Cyprinidae. Gene Ontology annotation, cellular component: membrane; endoplasmic reticulum. Gene Ontology annotation, molecular function: long-chain fatty acid-CoA ligase activity.
UUCGCUGUGCUGGCCUACUGGAUCUCCACUCGGCCGCGGCCCAUCACGCCGCCCUGCGACCUCCGGCUGCAGUCACAGGAAGUGCAGAUGGAGGAUGGCGCUCGAAGGUCCAUGAUGGGCGACAGCUCCACGCUGCUCUCGUAUUAUCACGAGGACGCCAAGACCAUGUACGAGGUGUUUCAGCGAGGUCUGCACAUCACUGGUGACGGACCCUUUUUAGGCUCCAGACUCCCCAAUCAACCCUACAAAUGGCUGUCUUACAGAGAGGUGUCCAGCAGAGCGGAGCACUUGGGCUCUGGAUUGCUGUCUCAGGGAUGUCAGCCCAGUCCAGAUCAGUUCAUCGGGGUGUUUGCUCAGAACAGGCCUGAGUGGAUCAUCUCUGAGCUGGCGUGCUACACGUACUCAAUGGUGGUGGUGCCGCUGUACGACACUCUCGGACCCGACGCCAUCCGCUAUAUUAUUAACACAGCUGAGAUCUCCACAGUGAUCUGUGAUAAAGCACAGAAAGCCGCGGUGCUCCUGGAGAACGUUCAGCGAGGAGACACGCCGGGUCUGAAGAUGAUCAUCCUCAUGGAUGCCUUUGACACUCAGCUGCUAGAAGAAGCUCAGAAGUGCAGCGUUCACAUCCGGGCCCUCAGAGAUGUGGAGGCUCUGGGUCGAGAGCACUACAGGAAACCUGUGCCUCCCGGUCCAGAUGAUCUGUCCAUCGUCUGCUUCACCAGCGGAACCACAGGAAACCCGAAGGGAGUGAUGCUGACGCACGGGAACGUCGUCGCAGACUUCGCCGGCUUCUUGAAAGUCACAGAUAAGGUGAUCUUUCCGAACCAAGAUGACGUUCUCAUUUCCUUCCUGCCUCUUGCUCACAUGUUCGAGAGGCUGAUUGAGGCGGUGGUCAUCUGCCACGGCGGGAGGAUUGGCUUUUUCCAAGGCGAUAUCCGUCUGCUUCCGGAUGAUAUGAAGGCUCUCCGGCCCACCAUAUUUCCAGUGGUGCCUCGACUCCUGAACCGCAUGUAUGACAAGAUCUUCAGUCGGGCCAAAACCUCGGUCAAGCGCUGGCUGCUGAACUUCGCGGCUCAGAGGAAAGGGCUGGAGGUGCGCCGCGGCGUGAUCCGCAGCGACAGCGUCUGGGACAAGAUCUUCUUCCACAAGAUCCAGGCCAGUCUGGGGGGCAGGUUACGGAUGAUCAUCACCGGAGCGGCUCCCGCAUCUGCGACCGUGCUGGACUUCCUGAGAGCGGCGCUGGGCUGUCAGGUGUACGAGGCGUAUGGUCAGACGGAGUGCACCGCUGGAUGCACCUACACCACACCUGGAGACUGGACGGCCGGUCAUGUAGGCGCUCCGCUGCCCUGUAAUCUCAUUAAACUGCUGGAUGUGGCUGAGAAGAACUACUUUGCUGCUAAAGGAGAGGGAGAGAUUUGUGUGAAAGGCCCAAACGUCUUCAAGGGCUAUCUGAAGGAUCCUGUGAGGACGGCUGAGACGCUGGAUGCAGACGGAUGGCUUCACACGGGAGACAUUGGCAAGUGGCUGCCGAACGGCACGCUGAAGAUCAUCGACAGGAAGAAGCACAUCUUCAAGUUAGCUCAAGGUGAAUAUAUUUCCCCGGAGAAGAUCGAGAGCAUCUACAUCCGCAGCGAGCCCGUGUCUCAGCUCUACGUCCACGGAGACAGCCUGCAGUCGUGUCUGGUGGGAAUCAUCGUCCUGGAUCCGGAGGUCUUACCCUCGUGGGCUCAGAAGAAAGGCUUCGAGGGAUGCUUUGACGAGCUGUGUGGAAAUAAAGAGCUUAAGAAAGCCGUUCUGGAUGACAUGGUGCGCUUGGGAAAAGCUAGUGGCCUCCAUUCAUUCGAACAGGUUAAAGACAUCCACAUCCAUAAAGAAAUGUUCUCCAUACAAAACGGAUUGCUGACCCCCACUUUAAAAGCCAAGAGACCGGAGCUGAAGGAGUAUUUCAGCAGGGCAAUCGAGCAGCUGUACAGCAACAUCUCCAUGUGAUCGCUCGUCUCCAGCAGAUGAGGACCGCCCAUCAUUCCUUCACUAUUUGUUCUUCUUCGUUGAAAACUAGCUGGCACUAAACGCUCCGAACGAGCCACGGGCGCCGAGACCGAGCAUGAGCUUUACUCGCUGUAAGAGUAUUUAAACGAGUAAUUCCCCUUUGGCUGUGAAUGUCAACAGUUGGUGUGCCUUUAGAAAUGUGGCAGAGCUGCAACCAAAUCGAGUCGUCCUCCAAAAGCAGAAGCGGUUCCAGCUAGCAUGCAUGCUUCAUUCGUUCUCCGGUGGGCAGAGGAGGUCAAAGGUCACCCUUGUCCGUUCACCUUUCCUUUAGCGGUCUGAAGGGAAUUCGAUUGGCAAAGCCAGCACAUUUCCAGCUAAAAGCCAUGCAUGCUGUGUGCCGGCGUUCCAGCAUUGACAUUCCCAGGCCCUUGAGACAUUUUGCAUACAAACCUCCUGCACAACAGUCACUAUAAGAUGCUAGUCUGUGUAGUAAAGGUCUUCAGAUGUGUGCGAGCACGUCGUACAGUCUUGGGCCGACUCGAUGGACCAACUAGCUUUUCAGUUCCUUUCCGUCCCAAAGUAUUUCAAUAGUAGCGUACUUGUUGAAGAAAUCUAGAUGUGAAACUAUUUAAGCAAC